This is a messenger RNA of Zingiber officinale, 1865 nucleotides long. RefSeq names its product cyclin-D4-1-like. Gene Ontology annotation, cellular component: nucleus; cyclin-dependent protein kinase holoenzyme complex; cytoplasm. NCBI's taxonomy places the organism in Eukaryota, Viridiplantae, Streptophyta, Magnoliopsida, Zingiberales, Zingiberaceae. The transcript is spliced from 6 exons. Gene Ontology annotation, molecular function: cyclin-dependent protein serine/threonine kinase regulator activity. Bases 231 to 1271 code for a protein of 346 amino acids. Gene Ontology annotation, biological process: regulation of cyclin-dependent protein serine/threonine kinase activity; mitotic cell cycle phase transition. The record is from RefSeq and is a predicted model, not a curated record.
AACCCUUUGCACUGCAAAGCCAAAGCUUUUCCUUUCCAUCUUUAUGAAUACAUCCUCCUCCUUGCUCUUCCACCGUUCCACCCUCUCCAGGGACUACGUCCUUUGAACAUGUCCAUCUUGUGAAAAGAAGUCGCAUUUGGAUGAGGUGGGAGGGAAGAGGGAGAAGAAGGGCCUUCUCUCCAUAGGAAAGUUUCCAUCUUUACCGCUUUCUUUGUGUUUUAUCUUUCUCUAUGGCUCCAAGCUAUGACUAUGCCUCUUCUGUCCUCCUCUGCGUCGAGGACAACAGUUGCAUCCUGGGCUUCGAUGACGACGGCUUCGGCGCAGAGGAGGAUAAUCAGAUUAUUUGUCUUUCUGAAGCACAAAGGUGCCGUUUUAACGGAGAUCCCUUCAUCAUUUUGCCGCCGCAAUCGGAUGAUUACUUGGGUGUUUUGAUUCAGAGGGAGUCAGAGUAUAUGCCGAGGGAAGACUACGGUGUGAGGUUAAGGUCUGAGGCAUUGGACUCCUCCAUUCGCAGAGAUGCAGUGGAUUGGAUUAUGAAGGUCCAUGACCAUUAUAAUUUUGGGCCUUCGAGUGCCUACUUAUCUGUGAAUUACUUGGAUCGGUUUCUCUCCAACUAUGAGCUUCCUAAAGAUAAGGCUUGGAUGACACAGCUCCUAUCUGUAGCCUGCUUAUCCUUGGCAGCCAAAAUGGAGGAAACUGAAGUUCCCUUGUCAUUGGAUUUGCAGGUGGCCAAGGUUGGUGAAGCCAAAUAUGUGUUUGAGGCUAGAACUAUUCAGAGAAUGGAGCUUCUGGUUUUGAGUACCCUUAAAUGGAGGAUGCAAGCUGUAACUCCUUUCUCUUUUAUUGAUUUCUUCCUUCACAAAUUUAGUGGUGUAAGUGUGCUAGAUAAAGUGGCUGUCUCUCGAUCGAUUGCACUCAUAUUGACUAUUAUUAGAGGAACUGAUUUCUUAGCAUUCAGAUCUUCUGAAAUUGCUUCAGCUAUUUCGCUGCUAGUUCUAGAAACUGUGGAUAUUGAGAAAGCAGUGGCUGGUUGCAGCUAUGUUUCUAAGGAGAAGGUCAUUAGAUGCUAUGGAAUGAUUAAGGAUGUGGAAUCGAUGAGUAUUAGCCAGCUUAAAUAUGACAAUAUCUCAUUUUUCUAUACGCCACAAAGCCCGAUCAAUGUUCUUGAUGCUGCAUGCUUGAGCUAUAAUAGUGAUGAAACGAAUGGUGAGUCACAGAGAAGCAAUCAUAAUUCUUCUGGUAGUAAGAGAAGGAAAAUAAGCAGGACCUGAAGGAAGCUCGCAACCAGUUACUCUCGGAGUAGUUUAGUUUCACAUUUUUGGUUGGAGGUUUACACUGGCAAUGACCCUGUAGAACAUCCCAAACAAAAGGAUAGAAGCCUUUGCAACCAGUUAAUCCAAAUUCAUGUGCUCUCGAACAAGUAGAUGUCAUCGACCAAAUUGAUCAUCGAAUGAGAACUUAGAGGACUUGGUUUGCUUAUAAAUCUAUUAACAUGAGUACAUGAAGUUAGACUACAGUAAUUGUGAUCUUGCAGUUCUUGUUUAUGUCAACCAUCAUUUUGUUAACCCUUUUUGGCUGUAGACUCUGGAGUAGGUCAAAAUCUCUCAAUCAGACGCAAAAUCAAUAUCUAGUGGGCAGAAAUCAGAAGCUUUUUUACUCUUGAUUUUUUUUUUUUUGUAAGAAAAGGAGCAGUUCCAAAGGAUGGUGGAAGCAAUCUCUCAUCUUCUUUUGAUUCUGCUAUCUUUUCUUUUCCUUUCGGCCUCAUCCUCUCAAAGUAUACUGCAUGUAUUUCCUAAGAUCCACUGUGUUGUAACUUGAACUUAUUUCAAUUGUAAUUCAUGAUGCUGAAACGGAUUUUGCUGUGA